AACAUCAUCCGUAAUUAAAUGCAAAAUCAGGGCUUUUUUUGUCGUCACAUAAAAUUAUAAACCACCACCAACAACAGCACAGUAGGAAUAAUCUGAAGAUGACUUCUCCGGCGACUCUCCAAUAUCUGAGCCCUGCUUCAACCUUCAGGAAACCUAAUUCGUUUAAUAGACAAUUAGUAUUCAACUUGAAGUUGCCUUCAAACUGCAAAUUGACGUCCAAUAAUCACAAUUGUUUCAAAUCAUUUACUGCUAACAGUGUUGUCAGAACUGAAUUUUUGAAUCGGAGUAAUUCAUUUUGGAGAAUAAGAGCUUCUUCAGAUGAUGCUAAAUCAGUUAGAGAAGAGAGGUUUGUGGAGUUUAUUACUUCGGAGAGAGUGAAAGUGGUGGCAAUGUUAGCAUUGUCUUUGGCUUUAUGUAAUGCUGAUAGAGUUGUUAUGUCAGUAGCUAUAGUUCCUUUAUCGCUAUCUCAUGGUUGGCGUCAAUCUUUUGCUGGCGUUGUUCAGUCAUCAUUUCUCUGGGGCUACCUAAUCUCGCCAAUAGCUGGGGGGACUCUGGUGGAUUACUAUGGAGGUAAGUUAGUCAUGGCAUGGGGUGUGGCUUUGUGGUCUAUGGCCACACUUCUAACUCCUUGGGCAGCAGAAGCAUCGUUAUGGGCAUUACUUGCCGCGAGGAUGCUGCUAGGCAUUGCAGAAGGGGUCGCUCUUCCUUGCAUGAAUAAUAUGAUUGCAAGAUGGUUUCCUCCGACUGAGCGCUCAAGGGCUGUCGGACUUGCCAUGGCUGGUUUUCAGCUCGGAAGUGCUAUUGGACUUACCCUUUCUCCUAUACUUAUGUCACAAGGUGGCCUAUUUGGACCAUUUGUGAUAUUUGGCUUGUCCGGAUUCCUAUGGGUUUUGGUGUGGGUUUCUGCUACCUCUAGUACUCCAGAACGUAGUCGGCAAAUAUCCAUUCAUGAGUUGAGGUAUAUACAGAACAAGGGGCAGAUACACACAGGAGUUGAGGGUAAAUCAAAAACAAGCAAAGGGAUCCCUCCUUUCAGGCGUUUACUCUCCAAACUACCGACAUGGUCUAUAAUUGUUGCAAAUGUCAUGCAUAGCUGGGGAUUCUUUGUUAUACUAUCAUGGAUGCCCAUUUACUUCAAAACUAUAUAUCAUGUUGAUCUUAGACAAGCAGCAUGGUUUAGUGCCAUUCCAUGGAGUAUGAUGGCAUUGACUGGCUAUUUUGCUGGGGUUCUGUCAGACAUGAUGAUCCAAAAAGGCAUAAGUGUGACCCUAACCCGGAAAGUUAUGCAGUCAGUUGGGUUUUUCGGCCCUGGUUUUGCUCUCAUCGGUUUAACUACGGCACCAAAUCCAUCCAUUGCAUCUGCUUGGCUUACUUUAGCUGUAGGGCUGAAAGCAUUUAGUCACUGUGGCUUCCUUGUCAACCUUCAGGAGAUUGCCCCGCAAUAUUCUGGCGUUCUCCAUGGUCUAUCGAACACUGCUGGUACUUUUGCUGCAAUAAUUGGAACUGUUGGUGCUGGAUUCUUUGUUGAACUGGUGGGAUCUUUCAAGGGAUUUUUGCUGCUUACAGCAUUCAUGUAUUUUUCUGCUGCUGUCUUCUGGAAUGUAUUUUCUACGGGGGAGAGAGUCAAUUUUGAUGAUUCCACUUAGAUUUGCUUUGUCUUGUUUUUAUUUUUUAUUUUUUGGUGGUUUGUUUUCCUGUUCACUUCAUCAGUCUAAAAGGAUGGAUAGGUCUAUUAUAGCUUUUUAUAGUUUUCUUUGUGAAACAAGGAAUGUAAGUAACGUCGUCCUAUUCCCAUUAUAAGAAGUGCCAAACGAUGUAAAUACCAGUCAAGUUGGACUGAUUGGCACUGUGGCAAUAUUCUACGAGAUGACGGUUAGUAUCAUUGUAUCUAAGAAAAAGCCUUUCUGUUG
Lycium ferocissimum is the source of this 1910-nucleotide messenger RNA. Its product is annotated as probable anion transporter 4, chloroplastic. Gene Ontology annotation, cellular component: plastid. Gene Ontology annotation, molecular function: phosphate transmembrane transporter activity. The record is from RefSeq and is a predicted model, not a curated record. Gene Ontology annotation, biological process: transmembrane transport. Lineage: Eukaryota; Viridiplantae; Streptophyta; Magnoliopsida; Solanales; Solanaceae. The transcript is spliced from 8 exons. Bases 99 to 1646 code for a protein of 515 amino acids.